AGCCGGAUCUGUUGAGAAACAUUUAGGUUUAAUCGUAAAAUUAAUCGAUAGCUGGAGCUUGAGUUUACAUCCUGAAAGCUGAAAUGAUGUCAGAGGAUAGGCCAACUCUGAAUGACCAAAUAAGGAAACUGACACAUGUAAGAGGAAUUUAUUCAUUUUAAAUGAGAGGAAAAGCUGCGGCGCGCUCGGGUGCGUUUGGGUCCGCCAUCUCUCUCUCUCUCCUUCUCCUCCUCCUCCUCCUCCUCUCUGUCUGUCUGUCUCUCUUUCUUUUUUAAUUCCGUCUAUUUUAACUGAGGCGGGAGGCACGGAGACACUCGGGGGGAGGCAGCGGUGGACACAUAAUACUGCGGGAGCUGCUCGGUGUUUCUCGAGGAAAGAGAAAAAAGAGGAAGCAGUUCCGCCCUCAGAAGCUGCCUGGAGGCCGAGGAGAAAAGAGCAGAAACAGGAGAAGAGGAGCGAGCAGAAGAAAAAAAAAAACACACGCACACACAAAGAAAACAGAAAAGCAUUUUUUUUCGUUUUUCGCUUUUUUCUCUCGGAUGGACUGUUUAUCUCCUCAAGUCGGACUUUGUCUCCCAGAUGCGGCGCUGAAUGUCGUGGUUGCUGUGCGCAAAGAAAGAAAAGCGUCGUUGUAGAAAAUGAUAAGAAGUUUCUGUUUGAAGUUGCGCCGAUAAAACUUUUUUUUUUUCUCUACGUUACACAGGCGGGAUACGUCGAGUUCUUUCUUUACUUUUUCUUUUUUUGACUGAGGAGUCCAAACCCUGGAAGUUUCUUCUUUUAUAUUUAAUUUUUAUUUCUAAACCGAGUUCAAAAUGAGUGGAGAAGAAGAAAGAUUCAAACUGGUGGUUGUAGGAGGAGGAGGGGUGGGGAAGAGCGCUCUGACCAUCCAGUUCAUCCAGUCCUACUUUGUGUCAGACUAUGACCCCACCAUCGAAGACUCCUACACCAAGAUCUGUACCGUGGACGGAAAGGAGACCCGGCUGGACAUCUUGGAUACAGCGGGUCAGGAGGAGUUCGGAGCCAUGAGGGAGCAGUACAUGCGCUCAGGAGAGGGCUUCUUACUGGUCUUCGCAAUCAACGAUCGGGGCAGCUACCACGAGGUCCAGAAAUUCCACACCCAGAUCUUGAGAGUGAAGGACCGGGACGACUUCCCCAUGGUGCUGGUUGGAAACAAGGUCGACCUGGACCAGCAGAGAGUGAUCUCCAGGGAGGAUGCUCAGGCUUUCGCCCGAGAGAACAGGAUCCACUACAUGGAGGCUUCGGCGAAGAAUCGCUACAACGUGGACGAAUCCUUCCUGGAGCUGGUGCAUAUAAUCAGGAGGUUUCAGGAGAUGGAGAGUCCUCCUCCUCCGACUCAUCACACGGGGCAAAAGAAAAGUGGCGGCUGUCCCUGUGUCAUCCUCUAAGCACUGUUACUAUGGACACCAAAGCCUAAAGCCUCUACAGUUUGUCCAAAGAUGUGUGUCUGUGUGAGUGUGUGUGUGUGUAUGUGUGUGUGUUUGCGUUUGCGAGAAAGGGAGAAAGGAAGAGAGAAGCCGUUUUCACACAUUCGCUGCAGCCCUGAACUUUUCCCACAACCACCCGGAGGAGCUGUGCGCGAGAAACGUCCGAAUCCCCCCGGGGAUCUGGGUACAAAUACGCGCUAACGGAGCAGGUGGUCGUCCAGCGAGUCUGGCCCACCUGCCCCCCCCACCGCCCCCCCUCCAUCGCCUAAACCAAAUCUCUCGUCUGCUGCAUGUGUGAAAACGGCUACAGAGAGUGAGAGAGGGAGAGAAAGAGAGAGACCGAUAAGGUGCGCCAUUAUCUUUCCAGAUGGUUUCAUUUGCACUUUUUGCCGAAAGCAAACUUUUUAAAAACCCGUGUAAUCUUUUGUAAUAACGAGAGAGGAUCUAAAAGGGAGAGGUGUCGGUAGCAGCAGGGUUAGUGUGAUGCAGAAACGGGAACCGAGAGAAACUGCAACCCGGUGACACAGGCCGACAGUUGUAUGAAAGCAGAAAUAAUCUUUCACGCCAUCACCUGUCACACAAAAAGCUGCUGUUGAAGCGGGACGCAGCGUCACGCAGUUACAGCACACGACGACUCGCUGUGUGCAGAAAAUCACUGAUCAGUUAGAAACGGUUUAUUUUCAGUUCUAGGUCUGUAGGGUUAACAAUGAUGAUGAUGAUAAUAAUAAUAAUGAAAUGAGCAGACAUUUACAUGUAGCAUUUCAACUUGAUUGUGAAAUGUGGCACGCCCAAAAGAUGAGACAUCCGUGUGCUCAUGUUCCAUACCUUCCUGCAGGGGGCAGCAGAGACCCAUUAAUUUAAAAGGGAGGAAACAGAGAAGCAGCUCCAGACAGUAGUCAUGUCUCCAGCUGCUGCAUCAUCGCCUUCUUUCCACAUAAAGUGACAAAUAUUACAAAUAAAUAAAUAAAUGCAUAGAUAACAGAUAUAAAUUUGACCAUUGUCUCAACUAAGCGGAUAAGAAAGAGGUUAAUUUUAAUGUAAAACCUCAACCUGACAGUGCAGUAUUCAUUAAUCAAAAACCCAAACGUUUCUGUGUUGUGUUCAUUUCAGAUUACACUUGACUACAAAUAGUACACUCUGUAUAUUUGUAUUGUUGUCUGUAUUUGUGAUAUAUGCAAAUUGCAUUUUGGUACUUGCAUAAUUUUUUCCCCCUGUUUAUCUACAUUGUCCAUGUGUAAAAAAAAAGCAAAUAAAAAAACAAAUAAUUAAAAAAAAAAUAGGUAUAUGUAUAAAAACAAGAGACACAUCAGCUCGAGUAGAUAUUGAAUAGUCGUUGAAGAGUGUUAAAUCUAUCUCCCUGCUCAGUCAUGAGCUUUCUGUAGCUGCGUCAUCAGUACACGGACGGUUUAGUCGUCUUUACGAGACUGGACUGUCUCCAGACUCUGUCUCCUCGUCUUUGUCAGAGUGUCUCUUCUUUGCAACAGUCCAGCUGCGUACGAGGAGCCCGAAGGGGAUGUUUCUGCAAGAUUCACUCUUGUACGAGCAGCGGGAAGGUCACAUGAUGACAACUAAGCCAUCUCCAUGGCAACUGAGCGAGCUCCUUUUGCUAAACUCAUUGUUGUGAAGUGGAAACUUACAGAAAUAGCUGAGCGAACCUUGAGUCGAGAUUAUUAUUAUUCUUUUUUUUUUUUUUUUUUUUAAAGGACCUUCAUCCUUCAAGUAAUAUUCCAACAUUGCCAGUGCAGAGAUUUCCCUUUUAUUUCAGUGUACGGAGAUAGUAUUGAAACUGUUUGUGUGCUUUUUUUUUUCUUUUUUUAAUUGUUUUUGGCAGUUGGACAAAAAUCACAGACAUGAUUUACAUUUUCAGACACGUCCCUCUCUGCUUUUUAUUUGAAAGAACAUAUUAACUCGUUUGAAAGAUGAAAAAAAAAAGUAAAUCACUCAGUCUCCUAUCUUCUACAUGUAACAUUUCACUUUAGUUUCUCCUUUUUAAAAGGAGUCGUAUUUAUAUCUACCAUUCCAGCUGCAAAUCACAUCAUCGGUUUUAUACAGUUGUAAUAAAAGUCUAAUCACUUUUAUAUGUCAUUAAAACAUUUAUCGGAA
This is a messenger RNA of Mugil cephalus (flathead mullet), 3548 nucleotides long. It is a transcript of the gene rras, whose product is annotated as RAS related. Gene Ontology annotation, cellular component: plasma membrane. Bases 813 to 1406 code for a protein of 197 amino acids. Lineage: Eukaryota; Metazoa; Chordata; Actinopteri; Mugiliformes; Mugilidae. Gene Ontology annotation, biological process: signal transduction. Gene Ontology annotation, molecular function: GTP binding; GTPase activity; GDP binding. The record is from RefSeq and is a predicted model, not a curated record. The transcript is spliced from 6 exons.